This is a messenger RNA of Nothoprocta perdicaria, 2648 nucleotides long. RefSeq names its product membrane primary amine oxidase-like. The coding region runs from base 319 to 2598 and encodes 759 amino acids. Gene Ontology annotation, biological process: amine metabolic process. Gene Ontology annotation, cellular component: plasma membrane. The transcript has 5 exons. NCBI's taxonomy places the organism in Eukaryota, Metazoa, Chordata, Aves, Tinamiformes, Tinamidae. The record is from RefSeq and is a predicted model, not a curated record. Gene Ontology annotation, molecular function: primary methylamine oxidase activity; copper ion binding; quinone binding.
UGAUAAACAAGGAAACCUGGCAGCCUCAGGAAGUCGGGCUGGACUGAAAAAGUAACAGAACGAUGUGAAAUGUGUCUGAGUCACUGACCCUGCAUCUCCACCAGCUCUUUCAGGGAACUGUUCUUGGAGGAGGACGGAGCGCUCCACAGCUGGGAGCGGAGAGCUGCCCUUUCUGCUCACCACGAAUUUCAGAUCUCCUCCCCUAGCCUCUCCCAGUCCUUUGUACUUCGCUACUAAUCUGUCCAGUGCAGCAUAAACGGAGAGAGGCAGCAAUCCUGCUCUGGAAGCCGCCCAAAAGCCUCAAAAUCUGCCGAAGACAUGAACGUGAAGACCGUGCUCGUCCUCCUGGUGCUGGCCUUGGCCACUAUCUUCGCCCUGGUCUGCGUGCUGCUGACCAGGGAGCGGGCGCCCGGCGCCUGCCCACAGCAGCCCCCGGAGCAGCAGGAGGAGGAUGACGACGGUGCCGCGGAGCGGAGCCUGGUGUUCGCGGACCUGAGCGCGGAGGAGCUGGCGCAGGUGGUGCGGUACCUGCGGGCAGAGCUGGGGGUGCCGCUGGUGGAGGCGUCGCGCGCGCUGCCCUCCGACAACUGCAUCUGCUGGGUGGAGGUGCAGCCGCCCGGCAAGGCGGAGGCGCUGCGCUUCCUGGACGGCGCCGGGGCCUGGCCCGCGCGCGAGGCGCUGGCCGUGCUGCACCUGGGCGCCCAGGCGGAGCCCAACGUCACCGAGUACGUGGUGGGGCCGCUGCCGGCGCCCACCUACCACCGGGACGUCACGGUGCGCAAGUACGGCGCCGGGCUGCCCUACCACCGCCGGCCGGCGCUGGCGGCUGAGUACAAACAGGUCGCCGAGUUCUUGAGGAGCCAGGUGUUCCCCACGGCUCCGUCCUUCAUGCGGCAAGUCAUGGAAUAUAACGAGACGAAUCUAGCGUUUGUGACAACCGCCCCCCGGGGCUUCCAGUCCGGAGAUCGGACCACUUGGUUCGUUUUGUUUCAGAACGUGAGCGGGUUCUUCCUGCACCCCGUGGGGCUGGAGGUGCUGGUGGACCACAGCAGCCUGGACGUCUCCCGGUGGGCCGUGAGCAGCGUCUUCUACAACGGGCAGUACUACAGGGACAUGGCCCAGCUGGAGGGCGCCUACGUGCAGGGCCGCCUCGGCGUGGAGAAGGUGAAGAAAGUGCCCUGGGAUGGGGACUUCUCGUCCAUGAAGCCGCGAGCAGCUCCCGCCGCCCGGUUUCCCGUGCAGCACGAGCCGCAGGGGCCCCGCUACAGCGUCCGGAACAACCACGUUGCCUUCCAGGGCUGGAGCUUUGCCUUUGGCAUGAGUGCGAGCAGGGGCCCGCGCCUGUUCGACGUCAGGCAUCGGGGGGAGAGGAUCGCCUACGAGAUCAGCGUGCAGGAGGCCCUGUCCGUGUACGGCUCCAACUCUCCCGGGGGGAUGUCAACGCGCUACAUGGACGGCAGCUUUGGCAUUGGGCGCUUCAGCUCUCCCUUGGUGCGAGGGGUCGACUGUCCCUAUUCGGCAGCUUACGUGGAUAUGCCCUACCUUGCUGCGUCGCACGUCUCCAGAAUGGCUAAAAACACCCUCUGCAUCUUUGAGCACAACCUGGGCUCCCCGUUGAGGCGCCACUACUCCGACCUGCAGUCCUUCUACUACGGGGGACUGGUCAACUCCGCUCUGGUCGUUCGCUCCAUUACAGCCUUGGGCAACUACGACUACGUGUGGGACUUCAUCUUCUACCAGAACGGGGCCAUCGAAGCCAAAGUGCAGGCCACGGGGUACAUGAGCUCGUCCUUUCUUCACGGGGACGGGCUGAGAUACGGCAACAGGGUCGGGGAGCACACGCUGGGCACCGUCCACACCCAUUCCAUCAACUACAAGGUGGACCUGGAUGUGGGAGGGGUCAAAAACACCCUGGUGGCCCACGACGUGGCCUUUGAGAUGGCGCGGGCGCCCUGGAGCCCGGAGCAGCAUGUGGAGCGGCCGCGGCUCACCAAGCAAGUCCUGGACACGGAGGACCAGGCUGCGUUCCGGCACCAGUCGAAGAUGCCCAGAUGCAUCUACUUCGCAGCCAACGGCAAAAACAAGUGGGGCCACCAGCGUGGCUACAGGAUCCAGCUCGUCAGUUUUGCAGGGGAACACAUGCCUGAAACCAGCCCCAUGGAGAGGGCCAUCAGCUGGGCAAGGUACAAGCUGGCUGUCACCAAGCGAAAGGAAGAGGAACCCACCAGCAGCAGCAUCUACAACCAGAACGACCCCUGGACGCCCACGGUCGCCUUUGCCGACUUCAUCGACAACGAGACCAUCGCCAACGAGGAUCUGGUUGCCUGGAUAACCACGGGUUUCCUUCACAUCCCGCACGCCGAGGAUCUUCCCAACACGGUGACGGUGGGAAACUCGGUCGGCUUUCUCCUGAGACCUUACAACUACUACGACCUGGACCCUUCCAUCUACUCGCCGGACGGCGUGUUUUUCACCAGCGAGCAGGACUUCACCUCCUGCGACGUCAACUCGGUGGCCUGCCUGCCCAAGAGGGCUGCCUGCCCGCCCAACCUGCCCCCCUUCACCUACGAUGGUUUCCAAAACAUGAGCAGGUUUUAAGGUCGCAGGAUGCUCUUAGGAGACACAGUCAAAGGUGCUGCUUGACUGUU